UCACAAACACUCCAACAACUAAAAAGCACUUUGUUUGCAAUCCCAGGGCGCCCAGGAAGGAGCUCAGCUUAUCAGCAGGAUCGCUCGUCAGGGAAAGGUUCAGGACCAGGCCAACCAUCUAAUCAUAUCUCUGUUAAUCAUCUUGGGAACCUGGUCUCCUGCUGUCUGCACUGAAUUACACCCAUUCCAGAAGGACAGCCAUGGAUCCUGGUGAAAACUGGAUCCCAGAUGACGUUGCAAUGUGGUUAACUCACAUUGGAAUAAAUCAUUUCUCUAACACUCUGAGAGAUAAUGGUGUUCCUGACCAUUUGACUAACCAGUUCAAUGUGGAUCAGCUAGGUUCUCCAGAGAUCUAUCAAAUCCUGCCCAAUAACCCCCUGAGGGUGCUGGAUGAGUUUGCAUACCAUUACCACGAACACAACCCCUAUGACUACACCAAUCAUGAGCACCCACUAGCAGCAGAGGCCCUCGGCCCAGCAGAAAGAGAAUCUGGUGAGGAGCCCCACUUUAGCCUUCAUCCUCCUCCGAACCUCCUCAGGCACCCCGAGACUGAGAUGAGAGGUUCUGAGGACCUAGCCUCUGGAACAGUUCUGCAGCGCUUGAUGCAAGAACACCUGAGGUAUGGGGGCCACCAGGGUGACAACAUGAGCCUGCUUGCAAUGCAUCAGCAGCAGCUAUCUCCAUCACCAUCGCAACAACAACAGCAGCAUCCAGCCACAGGGAGCACUGGACCAUCCACCAGCGCUGCUACCAGUGCCCUUUCUUCCACCGAGAACCUCCUCCAAGAAGACCCACAAAUGGUCCAUCAAUCGGCCCGCCAAGAACCCCAGGGCCAGGAGCAUCAGGUGGACAACACAUCCAUGGAAAAGCAGGGGACCCGGGUCUCUCAGCCACAGCAGAACAAUGAGGAUCUGCCCACCUAUGAAGAAGCCAAAGCGCAGUCCCAGUUCUUCAGGGGGCAACAGCAAGGAUCCAUUGGAUCAGGAUACUACGUUCCUGGGGCGACCAUCAACACCACCACCACCAUCAACACCACCACCUCCACCCAGAAGGCAAGGACUGAAGGGAGGUCAACAGUCAACCGAGCCAGCAUGGGGCAGCCCCACAAAGAUGAAGCCCUAAAGGAACUCAAACAGGGUCAUGUUCGUUCCCUCAGCGAGAGGAUCAUGCAGAUGUCCCUGGAGAGGAACGGGGCCAAGCACCACCCUAACGGGAGCAGCAGCUUGCCUUCCCCGACUGCAUCUGGAAAGGGGUUUAAAAAUGGGGGAGGUCCUCCACUGUUACCACCCGCUCCGCAGGCUAUGGGGAAGGGAGGGGACCCCAGAGGGCCUCCACCCGACUAUCCGUUCAAAGCCAAGCAUAUGAUGUCCGCUGUGAACAAGCCUCAGGAACAUGGACACUUGUACAGUGAUCAGCACUCUGGGUUCGUACUCGACCUACCAAAAUCUUACCCUAUGCUUCAGCCGGCAAGAACAGAAGUAACUGUUCUAAGGUACCAGUCCCCUCCAGAGUACUGUGCAACAAGGCAAUGCCAGCCCCUGUAUCCGUCCGGGUCUUUCCAGCAGCACAGCCCCAUGUCAUCGCAGGGUUCCUCCGUUUCUGGGCCCUUCCACUCAAUGCCCCUCCCCUCACCGCCGGCCCCUCUGCCACAGCCAGCCAGCCCGGCCAAUCAGCAACUGCCUGGAGAUGCCUUUGCCAUCGUGGCUCGCGCUCAGCAGAUGGUUGAGAUCCUAUCGGAAGAGAACCGAGGGCUACGGCAGGAGCUGGAGGGCUACUGCGAGAAAGCCGCCAAGCUGCACAAGUUUGAGUGUGAGAUCCACAAGAUCUCAGAGGCUUACGAGAGCCUGGAGAAGAGCACCUCCAAGAGAGAGGCCCUGGACAAAGCCAUGAGGAACAAGCUGGAGGGAGAGAUCCGCAGGCUGCACGACUUCAACCGGGACCUGCGAGAUCGACUGGAGACUGCCAACAGGCAGCUGGCCAGCAGAGAGUUUGAUGGGAAUGAAGAUCAGGCAACAGAGGGGCAUUAUCUGUCACAGAGCAGAGAGAGCGUGAAGGAGAAAGAGAAGCUAGAGAUCGAAGUGGCCGCCCUGCACUCAGCCAAUGACGACCAGCGCCGACACAUCCAAAUCCUGGACCAGGCCCUGAACAAUGCCCAGGCCAAGGUGGUCAAGCUGGAGGAGGAGCUCCGGAAAAAGCAGGUGUACGUGGAGAAGGUGGAGAAGCUGCAACAGGCCUUGUCUCAGCUCCAGGCCGCCUGUGAGAAGCGCGAGCAGCUUGAGAAGAGGCUGCGCACCCGACUGGAGAGAGAGCUGGAGUCUCUCCGUGUGCAGCAGCGGCAGGGUGGGUCUCAGGCCCCCGCCCUCUCGGAGUACAACAGCCCAACUCUGAUGGAGCUGCUCCGGGAGAAGGAGGAACGCAUCCUGGCUCUUGAGGCCGACAUGACCAAGUGGGAGCAGAAGUACCUGGAGGAGAGCGCCAUGAGGCACUUCGCCAUGGAUGCAGCCGCCACUGCGGCAGCACAGAGGGACACAACUAUAAUCAACCACUCCCGCAAUGGCAGCUACAGUGACAACUCUCUGGAGGCACGAAUCUGGCAGGAGGAGGAGGAGAUCACCCAGGCCAACCGCCAGUGCCAGGAAAUGGAGCACAGAAUAAAAAACCUGCAUGCCCAGAUCAUCGAGAAGGACGCCAUGAUCAAGGUGCUGCAGCAGCGCUCCAGGAAGGAGCCGGGAAAGAGCGACACGCUCCCUCUUCGCCCUGCCAGGUCUGUGCCCUCCAUCUCUGCGGCCAGUGGGCUGCACUUGCGCCAGACCUCCCAGACAAACAACCAGGUCUCUGAGGUGAAGAGGGAAGACCGAACCUGGAAAGGGAGCCUUGGUGUGCUCCUGGGUAAAGAGAAUCUGGAACAUCUGCUGCCCUCUGCCACAGCCCCUUCCUCUCCUUCCCCCACCCCGGUAUUCUUCGGCCACGUGAAGACAGGUAGCAAGGAUAACAGCACUCAGACGGACAAGAGCCCCGAGCUGCUGAGGACCUCGACCAGCGCAGCCAGGGCCAGACUCAGCACCCCACCCAGCAGCAGUCCCACCCUCCGGCACCCCCUGACCAAGACAGGCACAGACAAACAAGAGACCCUUCCAGCUUAUGUGAAAUUGUCAGACAGCAGAUCUGUGGGCAGCAGCUUGGGACACAAGCAGGAGCUUCCUGAUACAGACGUGGUGGAAAUACUAAUCUAGGAAGCGGCAGUAACCUUUGAUUGAGAAGACUGGAGGGGAACGUUUGGGCUGAAGAACUUUCAAGGUUUUCUAGAAGAUGAGGAAGGAUUUUGGAAUAGCAUGAUGAUGAAUAGCAGGAUGAAAAGAUGAGUAGAGGAAAAUUAAUGAUCAGAAGAUGGGAUUGAGAGUUUGUGUAAAGUUGACAGAAGGACCCGUGACAGAAGUAGUCUUUUAAGUUGAGAUGGGGGUUUGAGAAACCAGGUAAAAGCUGGGUUCAUUUGAAAGGGACUGUGGACUGUACCAGAUGAAUAAAGGACACCACACACCAGAAGCCACACAGAGGCAAUGCGACAGAUUGGAAAACUGUAGUAAAUUGCUGUUGACAAAACUAUGAUCAAGACAUAUUUGUCAACAUGAUGCAGUAAUUACGAGUGUCUUCUCUGACAGCCUUUCAACAUAUAUGACAAUACAUCCUACUUACCAGGCUUAUCCAGUGCAUUUGAAAUGGACUCCCAUAUAUUACCUUUCAAAUCUGUAUCUUUAUAAUUGAGAUUAUAUUUGUCAUCAUGGAUACUGCUUCUCCCUGCUGGACCACGUGCAUUGAGGCUGUUCUCUGAUUGGUCAAUUCCAUAGUUGUCGCACAAUAAAUCACAAAAAAUAGGAUUCAGUCCUUUUUAUUUCGCAUCGCUGUAGUGUCACCCCUACGUUGCCUGUGGUGUGAAAGAUAUUUAUCAGAAGUACAGGUUCGAUUCAUUUUGUCGCAUCGCUGCACAGUUCCGCUUGUCACGUUGCAUCUGGAGUGUAGCAGCCUUAGGGCGGACGUUUUUGACAAUCAGGAGAAUAGGUUGGUUCAUUUUGUUUUUUGUUACGUUCAAAAAAAGUCUUAAAUCCCAAGUGUUUUAUUUUUUACUUUUUCUCAGUUGCUGCUAUGUGAGCUGUAAUUUGUUCAAGGAUCAGAAAGCAGACAUGAUACAUGGAAUAAUACUGGUGAUUCGUUACAGUUCAUGGUAUGAUUGCGUGAAUGUGAAUGGAAACUUUUGCCAUUAAACACGUUUAUGUUUUUAUCAGGAAAAAAAAAAAAAACAUUUAAAGGAUAUAGAAUAUGUCAACAUUAAAAGAAAAUGUUAAGAGAGGUACUGAGUGUUUUAAAUCACUAUGAGCCCCCACAGAAUUUAUAACUUCAUGUGAUUUAUGUCAUGCAAAAGAAAAAACAAUUUGAACUUAACGCUGAAUGAAUUGCAUUAUUGUUGUCACUAAUGGUAUGGAUUUGGAAAACCAAUUCUAUCCCUCAGACUAAGGCACUUAAGAAACACAUUAGGAUUUACUCAGUGAAGUAGUUUAGGGUAAAGGACAAAGACCAGAAGACCUCAGAUCUCGAGGACCGGAACUGUGCUCCCCUGCUUUAACGCAACACUAGAAUGACACCUCGACAAUCAUAGGCAGAGCGGGAUCAGUGACAUUAGUGGAUUAGUUCUAGAAGUUUCUUGGUGUGGUGUACAUAUACAUUUCUGUAAAUGUUUUUUUUUUGGUCUAAACAGGAAUCGUCUGCUGUAAAUACCAAAUUGUGGGUUCCACUUUGCUGCCUGACUUUAUUAUUGUUCAAAAACCCAGUUUAAAGUUGAAUUCCCUAGAUAAAAUGGGCCAUUUCUCGUAAACUUUGGUAUUAAUGAUUUCAAAUCAAAAAAAUAAAAUAAGUGGUGGUUGUUCUGCCACUGUUUACUUUUUAAUUGUGUAAUUUCUAUACAGUGAAAAAAAAAGUUCCUCAAACUUCAGUCACAGUACAGGAUUUACCAAAGAGCAAUGAAAAGGUAGCAAGAGGGUUUGACCGUCAUUUAUUUUACAUAUUUCACUGAAUGUUUUUAAAUGAUUAAAAACAUUUCAUAGUAGAACAUAUCAUUUAUAAGGGAGUUCAUCUUUAAUGAGUAAUGAAGCAAAGGCUAAUCGUAUGACUGUCAGUCUUUAUAGGUGUGCCCUACUUCAAAUAUGAGAAGUGUAAUUGAGGUGAAGGGGCUAUCUUUGGGAAGCUUGUGUUCCCCAGGUCUGUUGACGACGCUGUACUAACUUCUAAAGUGCAAAUGGUUUCAUAACAGUAAUUUUUUUCAUGUUCAGUCCUGAGUGGAAAUUGGAGGCUUUCCCAUUUAUUGUGUCUGUUCAAUUUUACGUUGUAUGUGCUUACCUUCCAAACAAGAAGAUGAUCACUACUUUUCCUGUUUGAACAAUCACAGUUGGCAGCAAAACCAACCCAUUUUGCAAACAUGACAAAAAAGUAAAAGUGUUUGAUAUCCAUACCUCUUUAAGUCACACACAAAAUGUGUUUGAAGUAGCGAUUAAUCUGCUCCAAACAGCACAGCCACUGGGUAUUGACAAUGAACAGACCCUACAUGCCAACUGUCAUCUCUUUAGGGACGCUUUGGUAUCCAUAGAAACCAGCCGUACUGAUUACCAACUCCAAACUGUAAGCCCACUCUAAAAAUAUUGCAGUAAAUUAGUCUGAAAAGUAAUAGUUUCUUCUCACAAAAUAGAUGUAUCAAGGCACUUAUUUCUACUGUUGUAAAUAUUUAUUUUUAUUGUUUGUUGGCUUGCUUGAUGUAUUUAACUCAAGAUGGACAAACUUCCUUAUAAUCUAAUAAUCAAUGCCCCUCAUUUUCUGGUAGUUCAUGUCAGAAGGUGGCUUCCAGGCAUCUGUAACAUGUUAUGUAUUAGGAGUUUUCUGUUAUUGUAGUAGAUUGUUUCCAGACUCGCAGAUCAGAGACAGAGGAAGUGAGUUACCCAAAUGCAUCACUCAUUUUUAACGCGUGCCCAUCUCUCUAAAUGUUACCUAUCUUCCGGAUAACAAAAUGCUGCUUCACGUUGAGCUUAAAGCAGUAUUUUUUUUCUUCAUUGUGAUACGGCAUAAAAUCUCUUUUGGUUCAUCAAACACAAUAGAUGUGGGGGAGGGGAGGCAGGGGCUGGUAUUAGUUCAGUAGAAAACAAUCUUUUUUUGUACAAAACAAAAGGCAGCGUGAAAACUGCUUGUCAUUUGUAAAUCAGUACAGUUACUUUGUUUUGUGCUAAAUGUUUCUAUUUAAAAUAUUAUUCGACUUGUUUUAGACUAGCAGUGUCCAUGCAUAUUGUAUGAUCCGGUUAGUGUCCCUACAGUGCAUUAAAGAGCAUGGCAUUUUUAAUGGUUUUAAACAUUUUUUUUGUUGUCUUGUUACUUUUUAAAAAAAUUUUUACAUGCUGUCCAGACAUUGCUAACCCUGCCAUCAUGACUCCUUCCUUACACCAAGAAACUUAAAAUGGCGGGGCUGGAAAGUGGAUAACAUUGCUAUAAGGUCUGAAAAAAGUAGCACAUUUACAAAGUAAAACAAAAGCGAAAUGCACCCUGACUGGUAAAAACUCUAAAUGGGUGAGAAUGCUAUAUAAACCAUGUGGGUCGUCCGGCCCGGCCCGGCCCGGCCCCGCCCCGCCCCGCCUUGCUCUUUCAACUAUUGAUCAAAUAUUUGUUACUGUGGUCUUGUGUUUUAAAAACGCUUCUUUCCUUUUUAUGUUGUGUGGUGUUACGCCGAGUUCAUUCCAGAUGAAAGUGGUUAAAAGUUGUAAAAUAAUCUCUGUAUUGGAGGUGAUGCUGCGUUUGUACAGAGAGUUUGUACAGGAGGGAUGUUUGUACAUAUAGGUCAAAGGAACUAUUGUCUAUCACAGCAGAUAUUGAUCUUUUCAACCAAAGAAUUUCCUACUGUACUAUUUGUUUUUUUUUGUUUGUUUGUUUGUUUUGCUGCUUAAACCUGUGCCUUAAAAUAGUAUUGUACAGAAUAAAUUGCACAUAACACCC
Polyodon spathula (Mississippi paddlefish) is the source of this 7023-nucleotide messenger RNA. It is a transcript of the gene amotl1, whose product is annotated as angiomotin like 1. Gene Ontology annotation, cellular component: plasma membrane; bicellular tight junction; cytoplasmic vesicle. Lineage: Eukaryota; Metazoa; Chordata; Actinopteri; Acipenseriformes; Polyodontidae. The record is from RefSeq and is a predicted model, not a curated record. Gene Ontology annotation, biological process: hippo signaling; establishment of cell polarity involved in ameboidal cell migration; regulation of cell migration. Bases 201 to 3233 code for a protein of 1010 amino acids. The transcript is spliced from 15 exons.